AUGAAGUGUACCGCCCUCUUGAGCCUGCUGGCCCUGGCGGGGCUGUCUGCCGGGUGUGGCCAUGAUCAUGACGACAAGGAAUGGACCCAGGAGGAGUUGGCCGAGCUCCAGGCGAAAUGGGGUAACGAGUGGUCCUUCAACGGCAUCGGCACCUUCGCCCACCUCAACCACGUCAAGUGCCUCACCGAGCCCACCGAGCCCUUCGACAUCGCCAUCGUCGGCGCGCCCUUCGACACGGCCGUGACGUACCGCCCGGGAGCCCGCUUCGGCCCGCGCGCCAUCCGCCAGGCUUCGGCCCGCCAGACGUCGUUCCGCGGCUUCAACCCCCGCGCCGGCAUCAACCCGUACCAGAACUGGGCCAAGGUCGUCGACUGCGGCGACAUCCCCAUCACCCCGAUCGACAACAACAUCGCCCGCGAGCAGAUGACCCAGGCCCUCAAGCAGCUCGGCCGGAGGAGGACCGUCAGCGCCCUCGCCCCCAAGCCCAAGCUCAUGACCCUCGGUGGCGACCACAGCUUGACCCUUCCUGCGCUGCGCGCCCUGACCGAGGUCUACGGCAAGCCGAUCCAGGUCCUCCACUUCGAUGCUCACCUCGACACCUGGAACCCCGCCGCCUACCCCUCGUACUGGGGCGAAACCCACUUCACCCACGGCUCCAUGUUCUGGAUGGCCAACCAGGAGGGCCUCCUCUCCAACUCGUCCUCUGAGCCCUCCGUCCACGCUGGUCUGCGCACCCGCCUGAGCGGCACCGACUGGGCCGACAACAUCGACGACACCGCCCAGAACUGGAUCCGCUUCCCCGCCGACGAGAUCGACGAUAUUGGUGUCAAGGGCAUCAUCAAGGGCAUCAUGUCCGCGCUCGGCACUGAGAACCCUGUUUACCUGUCCGUCGAUAUUGACGUCCUCGACCCGGCCUUUGCUCCCGGUACCGGCACCCCCGAGCCCGGCGGCUGGACCACUCGCGAGUUCAUUCGCAUCCUGCGCGGUAUCGAGGGACUGAACCUCGUUGGCGCCGACGUCGUCGAGGUGUCCCCUGCGUACCAGGGCAAUGGAGAGGAGACGUCGCUGGCUGCCGCGCAGGUCGUGUAUGAGCUGAUCACCUCCAUGGUCAAGCGCGGACAGCAGGAUAUGGGCAAGGAGGGGGAUUCAGGCCACGGUGACGCCAAGGAUGAGCUGUAA
Ilyonectria robusta is the source of this 1179-nucleotide messenger RNA. Its product is annotated as arginase family-domain-containing protein. Gene Ontology annotation, molecular function: agmatinase activity; metal ion binding. The coding region runs from base 1 to 1179 and encodes 392 amino acids. The transcript has 3 exons. The record is from RefSeq and is a predicted model, not a curated record. Lineage: Eukaryota; Fungi; Ascomycota; Sordariomycetes; Hypocreales; Nectriaceae.